AGAAACGGUGUGCUUUAGUGUGAGUUUGCCGUGACCGAGUCGAUCCGCGUUCGUUGAUUCGCGAGAGGUGCUCUGUGAUAUUUAAAUUCCCUUUUUCGGAUUACAGGAAUCUGUAGAUCCAUAAUGAUAUGAAAGUGCAUCCAGUCGUUUGCGAAGUCCUCGUUUAAAGAUGUCCCAGAACGCGGUGGUGACAGCCGCAACCAUAUGCUGCUUCAUUUGCCUGACUUGGACGUCACCAACAGCCGCCCAAUCCAACUAUGCGGAUCAGGCCAACAACAUCGAGUACCGAGGGGAAGGUCUCCCCGAACAGGCCACUCUAGACGGAAAGGUCACCAAACUGGACGACCUUAGCCCCGUGAUUUUCCUCAAUCGAACGAAGGCAGCUCUGAACUGCGCCGCCGGCUCCAUGCAAAUCGAACUGAAAUUCAACGACAAGUUCUACGGAAUAGCGUAUGCGCAGUUCGACAGGAAUUCUGCGUGCAAGGUGUUCGGAAAAGGGCAGCACAGCUACAAGUUGGAGUUGCCAUUGAAGGGGUGCGGUACCAUACAAGAUCCUCAGCGUGUUUUCACCAACAACAUCGUCGUGAGGUUUCAUCCUGGACUGGAAAUAGAUGGAGACGAAAUAAUUACGAUUGUUUGUCGUUACCCCCCACCAAUAGCACCACCCCUGCCGCUCUACCAAGCCUUUUCAGCAGCAAUUGCGCCUCCACUGAAAGGUUUCCAAAUUCUUCUAAUAAUAUGUGGCAUACUAUUUCUGUCCCUGCUUCUACUUGGUCUAGGAUGCUCCUAUUACUGCUUGAGAAGACGUCCAGUCACCAUCAUCAGACAGCCAUUUUCAUCUAUUGGAAGUGGAUCGGAAAUCACCAAAUUAUCUGGAAGCUCUCUAGGUAAUCUCUCAAUGUUUGAGGGAGUGAAAAUCCCGCGAGCGAACGUCCCUCCCGUAAUGGGAGCACCAGGAAGCAGUGCGGGAAGCGAAGGUCCACUGAUGAGCGACAACCUUCCUUCCGACUACCCCUCAGAGUCCCAUUCCGAAAUCGACGUAGACACCGGAUCUUUACCAGUGUCUUCGGCAGGAAGUUACGAAAAUCAAGCAUACCUUCACGAUAACAGUAGCUUUUAUAGCGAAGGAUACGGCCAAACCCAAGAACAGCAAGUUCAAAACGCAAUCACUUCUUCAGCAACAGUACCCAGGCUACCUUUGGCCGUCAAAGAUCAACCGAGGUUCGACGUUCAAGUCCGAGUGAAGAAAGCUCCUCCUUCGCCUCCGAGUAUUUCAAUGUCCGAUACGGAAAGCACAAGAACUGAUAGAAAUCUUUCGACAAUCCCAGAGCAACGAGAAGAAAGCGUCAGAUCUCUCGACUCGCCUCUUCCUUUGGAAAGAACUCACUUCACGUACAUUCCCGAGCUUCAUCAUCCUCCUAAACAUAUUCAACCCGCGCCGACGUACAAUAGAAUUCUCAGAAGGCAGCUGGAGAUGCAAGAAGAACCAAUGAGGGUGGCGCCUCCAAGAUCUAUAGCCUCGCUCGAUACUGAAAUGACCGAUACCCACUCCAUGACGGAAAUAAUGGAUGAUUCCCAUCACAAGUUCCUGGCUCCCACUCCUCCGCCUCCACCUCCUAUAGUACCGAAACAAGAAUAUAUCCGAUAUCAGGAAGAACCAACUUCUUUGGAGCCUCCCAUUGCAGUCGUGCACAAACCUGAAGUUACUUCCCAUGUUGUCGAUGACGUAUUCCUAAGAACAAUCACCGAAAAGAAAACCAUCGAAGACAUUGAGAGACACAGACGAUUGGUAACUGAAUACCAUACCAGACCGAAACCCAAACCUGUGGAAGAUCAGAAAUGGGAUGUGACCAUUAAAAACUACCCGGUGGAAAUGCCUGAACCGCCAGAAUGGGAAAACUUUUCCGAUAUAUCCUCAGCUUCCGGAUUGACCCUCACUCCACGACUCGAAAGAGCUACUAUGAGUUUACCGCCUCAAAAUACAAUCAUCGACGAUAAGUUACCAUUGAAUGCACCAGAGAUUGUAGCCAAUAUAGGACAGCAGCCGCCCAGAUACUCCGCUUCUUUGGACAUUCCUCCCAGUGAGCAGAGUUUCUUGUCAACUUUCAAUAUCCCCAUCGAAAAUCCUGAUGUCCCCAACUGGAACGUGCUCAUCAGAGUUUUCCAUCCCACUGAGCAUGAAGAGGGCCCAGUGAUCGAAAGCGCCGAAACAUUCAAUUCCCAAUUGACUACGUCCGAUAAAAUGAAGUGGCGUCAGAUAAUAACGACAGAAUCAACACUUCGCACUCUCCUAACGGAAUGUGUCGUUCGUGAAGAUUACGAGCGCGUCAGAAGCGACUCCAGAUACGUGAACCUUUUCGAACCUCCAAAGUGGGACGUCAUCAUCAAAAUACUUUCGCCCCCAGACAAACCACCGAAGAACCGCAAAAAGAGAAACGACUGGGACAACAGAAGCCGCCGCAGCAGCUUGCCAACCCUCUACGAGUACGAUUCCGAUGGGGGAAGUUCAGUAAAAACUCUAACGAGGGAACCUCUUGUACUUCCUCUACACUCGCAGAGAUCCAGAAAGAAUUCCAGAUCGAGCUAUCGCAGCGAAGCUGAUCUGAGGUCCAUGUCAGAAAUGACUGUCGACUUCGGCCGUCCAGACAACUUUUCGGAAACGUCCAGCUACUAUCCCGAUAAGAGAUAUUACGAUGACUCCGAAACAGGUCAUCCUUCCUUGGCGAGGUCACUGAGUCAACCGAGUUUGGCUCGAUCUGCUAGCGAGUUCACGGAGAGAUGGGUUGCUCCAUCUAGAUACGAUACAGCUAGCGAAUUCACUUCUCCCGAAGUAACUCCAAAGUCUCAGAGGAGCACAAGGAUUCAGCCUCUAGAUCUGCAAAGAGGUGGAGGAGGACAGAGAACGAUGUGGCAAGCCAGCCAGGCUAGUAGCUCAGUUCAAGGGCCACUCGUUUCUUCACAAGUGGUUACUCAACAGUUCAGAAGUGAAACUUCUACCAGCUUCAUGGGUCACGGUCCACGACCCACGGGCCAUGGCUGGUUUGCAGAUAAUGACAGCGAAGCUAGUUAUAAAUAAUUGAAAAAUGUUGACAUUCCUACUAACGUGCUAAUAUUAAGUUAAAUGAAACCGGUAAUGAUACUGCCUUUUUAUAAAAAAAUAUUUUUGAAUAAUGUUAUCCUAUUAUGGAAAACAAUCACGGAAUUCAUGUACCCUUUCAUGCCUUGAUUUCUUCAGAUUUCUUUGGUGGCAGUGGUAGCAGUUGGAUCCAAAUGAUUGCUCAUAAGGAAAUAUUUCUGAUUUGUUUAUGAAUUUCUCCACUUCCGCAUUGAUUUUUUUGUCUUUGUAAAUAUUAAUUAGAGCACGAUCAGAUAAUCUCUCUCUUGAUAUAAUCGACAGUAACUAGUUUUUUCAAUGUUGCGGAGCUGCUAACUGCUGAUGCCACGCUUUCUUGAAGUAUUUGCAUAUUUUUCUAAUGCUACUAGACUGGCUAACUUCAGUUUUCUUAUUUACGUUACCAGAAUCCAGAUCAAAAACAGUAGUCAUUGUGUACAUACUGAGAACUAACCAUUAAUCAAGUAUUUCGAAUUGAAAUAGCACUCACUUUUCGGAGUGUGUAUUUCAUGGAAAAAUAAUAUAAGAUCCUUCACUGCCUCAAAGAAAAAUCUUAUUUGCAUUGAAAAAUAUUUGUUUUCAUAAAAAUGAAACAAAAACUGAAUUUAUCCUGCUUAGUGAUUUCACUGGAAGCAGUGAAAUCACUAAGCAGUGAAAUCACUUCGAUAUGUUCGUGUUUGUGGCAUAUAAGGAUACGUGUUUUCUAUUAAUGUUCCCAAUUGUAAUAAACUUUUUUGUGACUAGAAUGCUGUGAUAACAUUGUAAGGUGUACUGGUUCAAUCUUUUUCGAAUUUUACUGAUUCGAAAGGUUUCACCCGGUUUUCCACUCGUCCUGUUUUUUUAUAAUGGACGACUGUAGAAUUGGGUAUUUUUAUAUAAGUUUAUUCUCAAUAUCGCUACGGCACUGUUUUUCUAUGGUUUCAUUAUUGAAACCGUGGUGGAACAAUAGCCUUUCUAAUUCGCUCAAUUUGCUCCUUAGGUGUUGGGUUAAGGGCUAUUAUUUUUCUAUUAUACUUUUUACUUCAAUCUCAACUAUCUCUACAUUUCCUUCAGUAUCCAAGAAAUGUAUGAUAUCAUUUUACAAGGUGCUAUUUCGUAAUAACUUCGAUUCUUUGUGAGUAUUUACUAGGCAAUAAAAUAAACUUUUGUAAUACGAAAUUCGAAAUAAAUAUUUUAUAUUAACA
Molecule: messenger RNA, 4296 nt
Organism: Leptinotarsa decemlineata (Colorado potato beetle)
Lineage: Eukaryota; Metazoa; Arthropoda; Insecta; Coleoptera; Chrysomelidae
Gene: pot
Product: zona pellucida domain protein papillote
Source: RefSeq, a predicted model, not a curated record